GAUCAAUUAGAAUCAAUUAGCAUUAUUUAGUAUAUCUGAAUAUUUAUUAUAAGAGAUUACGUCUUUUUUCUUUCUUGGAUUAAUCUCUCUCUCAGUCCAGAAAUUGCUAAGAGCGUGAUAUGGAUCACUUCUGCUUCAGAUUUGUGGAACGGUCUGAAAAUUCGCUACUUGCAUGGAGAUGUGUUCAGAGUUGGUGAGUUGAAGGAGGAGUUCUAUGCUAUUUGUCAAGUUGCAAUUGUGGACUGAAAAUUGUUAGAGAUUAUGCAUCUGAGGAGUGUGUUGUUAAAUUUUUGAGAGGCUUAAACGAGCAAUAUUCCACUGUCAAGUCUCAGAUCAUGCUUUUAAAGCCUUUGCCUGAUGUCAAUACUGUCCUGGCCAUGCUAACACAGCAAGAACGCCAGCUCCAUUCGAAUUUCAUGGAUACUAAAAUAGUUGCAAACUCCAUGGAAGUGCAACACUCUUCGAGCAACAACCUUACCUCAAGAGGCAGAGGACGAGGCAGAAAUUCAGGACGAGGUACACAAGCUUCUAAAGGCUAUGGCAGAGGGUAUACUUCCAAGCUGUGCACUUAUUGCAACCGAAUUGGUCAUUUGGUUGAUAAUUGUUAUAAGAAGAAUGAUUUUCCUGCACACUUGAAGCAGAAAUCUGCAAAUCAUAUCAGCACUGAAAGGGCAAUUGAGGAUUCCAGUGCUGAGCUAAUUGAUUCUGGUCAAGAUGAUAAGAGUAAUGAGACAGUGCUUGUCUUGACUCCUGAUCAGAAGGAAACGUUAAUAGCUCUGCUCCAGCAACUACUCAUGACAGCUCCAACUAGUGUGAACCACAUUACUUCUUCAGCCACCCUCACUCAACCAAAAGGUAAACAUAUUUUGAGUGCAUGUUUUCAUAAAACCUCUUGGAUAAUUGACAGUGGUGCCAUUGAUCAUGCUUGCUAUAUCCAAGAAUUUUUGAAAACCUUCUUUCAUAUAAAACUAGUUUAAAUCAAUCUACCUUAUGGUUCCAAAACUACAACAAAUAUUUGUGGUACAGUGCAAUUUUCAGACACUUUGAUCCUUGCCAAUGUUUUAUUCACCCCUCACUUUAAAUAUAAUUUAAUUUCUGUUUCAAAGCUCACUAAAACAUUGCAUUG
Arachis ipaensis is the source of this 1126-nucleotide messenger RNA. RefSeq lists its product as uncharacterized. Lineage: Eukaryota; Viridiplantae; Streptophyta; Magnoliopsida; Fabales; Fabaceae. The record is from RefSeq and is a predicted model, not a curated record. Gene Ontology annotation, molecular function: zinc ion binding; nucleic acid binding.